AUGGCCAUGGCCGCGCGGCCGCAGACGCCUGUGCAGGAUGCAUCAUACCUGAGGGCACAAUCCAAUGACCCCAACAUGCCGAGUCGCUCAUAUGGCUCCCUCCGGGCGUCCACCCGGCCCAACUCUUAUGCCGGCAACAGCUCCGCCUUUCACUACAGUCACGGCGCUCGCGAUCAGUCCCCGGCGCCUCACAACCCCCGUUUUAAGGAGGACUUCGAGACCGCUAGUCACCGCAGCUCCAUCGAUGUCCCUAGCAUCCAGCGAUCCGCCUCGCAGAUGUCCGGAGUCCCCUCUCGCUCGAGUACUCUGCGAAAGAAAGCAUCCCUAAGCAAGAAGGGCAGUUUGCGACGCAAUGGGAGCCGCCGGUCCAUGCGCGCCGGUAGUGUGAGGAGUUUAAGCUUGGGCGACCGUGAGAAAUACAAUACCGAUGGCACCGAAGAUAUGAACAGUGUCUUCGCUGUCCCCGUCCCAACGACUGGCAACCCGACCGAGGUCCCUGCAACUCGGUUCCAAGCUUGGCGCAAAAUCCUGAAGGACCUGAUCCUCUUCUUCAAGGAGGUCCAAAAAUCCUACGAGACCCGAUCAAAGCUUUUCUUAUCCGCCUCCAAUGUUAUGAACGGCCAGCCUACCCCGCCGGGCUUCCUCCAGUCUGGUGGCCUCGCCGAUGCGAUUGAGAUUCUCCAAAGCUUCCACCGGCAGGGAUAUCACGAAGCCAACAAGGCCGUCGAGGUGGAAAUUGAGGUCAUCAGUCAAUUGACCGGUUUAAGAAGUGACCUGCAGAAGAAGACGAAGGAAAUCAAGAACCUUUCGGGAGAUUUCAAGAAUACGGUUGAGAAGGAAAUCGAAGGCACGCGCAAGGCCGUGCGCCAUCUGCACGAGUCCUUGGGUCUCGUUGAUAGUGAUCCCUCCGCAACAUCAGGCAAAGGUGACCCAUUCUUGAUGCGUCUCAACGUCGAGAAGCAGGUGGAGAAGCAGAUCGAAGAGGAGAAUUAUCUGCACCGGGCAUUCUUGAACUUGGAAAAUUCCGGUCGCGAGCUUGAAUCGAUUGUCGUGAGCGAGAUUCAGAAGGCUUACAACGCCUACGCCAGCAUUCUUAAGCGCGAAGCCGAUGAGGCCUACGAUACGGUGGAGAAGCUUCGAGCGGGGCCGAUUUCGAUGCCACAGGACCAUGAGUGGAACACAUUUGUCGCCAACACCGAUGAGCUGGUCGACCCCCGAGUGCCACUGCGCAACGUCGAGAGUAUCACUUACGAUGGGAAGGAUCAUCCGGCGGCGGCCGAAGUUCGCGCUGGUAUGCUUGAACGUAAGAGCAAGUAUCUGAAGAGCUACACUCCCGGCUGGUAUGUCUUGUCGCCAACUCACCUGCACGAGUACAAGUCGGCCGAUCGCGUGGCAUGGCAGACUCCUAUCAUGUCAUUGUACCUGCCAGAGCAGAAGCUUGGAUCGCACUCGCAGGAAGAUUCCAGCUCCCACAAGUUUAUGCUCAAGGGCCGUCAGACCGGUGCGAUGCAUCGAGGCCACUCGUGGGUCUUCCGUGCCGAAUCCCACGAGACCAUGAUGUCCUGGUACGAGGAUAUCGAAAGCCUGAGCAAUAAAACGGGAGAGGCGCGAAACGCUUUUGUGCGACGACACGUGCGUAGCAUUAGCGGCAGAUCCAUGAACAGUGAAGUUAUGGAGGAUGACGAAGCCGACCGGACCCCGUACUCAGCCGAAUCCGUGGUUCUCGGUCAAGAUCGGCCCACCUCUGCCUCCCGGCAGCCCGGCGGGACUUUCCCAAGCGAUGUGCAAAUCGACCGGCAUCUCCAGGCGCCUGUGUCUCCAUCCAGUGAAGAUAGCUCCGCUGGGCGAGACGUGAUCGCAGCUGCGGGGUCAUAUCCCGAGGGAAGCACUCUUCCGGAUAACUCGCGCUUCCACGCCUAUGAUCAUGACGGUGUCUCCUCGCCAGUCGCCACUGACCGUCCUGCCGAUCGGCCCCAAAUUGCUCAACAUGACAGCUACUAUGGCGAUUGGAUCGGCCCGGGUGUUAUUGUUGCCAAGCAAAGACAGAAGCAGCAGAGCGACGGCUUGAAAGCCGACGACCGCGAGAUUCGCUCUGAUGGGGACCACAACUCAGUAGCUGCCAUGUCUGGUGUCGCUAUGGCGGAACGUCGCGACCAGUCUGCGCCUCCCAACGUGGCCCGUCGCGAAAGUACUUCCACGGCACCGACCAACACCAACAUCACGAAUUAUACCAACCACACUAACCAAACCUUGGCGACAUCCGUUGAUGACAGCAAGGAUUCGGGAGUGGCCGGGUUUGGGGGAGCAGGGCCCUCCAAUGGGCUCGACGGACUCGCGAAAGAUGCUGAAAGCCCCGAAGCCAGUACUAGACCCGUGUGGGACGUCCGGCCCAAGCCAGACAGACAAGACAGCGUUGUGGCUCUCGACAUGAAGAUUCCCGGUCGAUACCCGCCGACCAAUGUGGCAGCGUGA
This is a messenger RNA of Penicillium maclennaniae, 2472 nucleotides long. RefSeq names its product SLM1 family PH domain-containing protein. The coding region runs from base 1 to 2472 and encodes 823 amino acids. Lineage: Eukaryota; Fungi; Ascomycota; Eurotiomycetes; Eurotiales; Aspergillaceae. The record is from RefSeq and is a predicted model, not a curated record. The transcript is spliced from 2 exons.